CCCGCGGUUAACGACAGUAACAAGCAAUCCUGAGGGGAGUAGAACGAUCGAGCGAUCGGUGGAGAGAGAGAGAGAGACGACGACGACGAUGGAGAGAGAAACUCCAAACAUGGGGAUCGUGGAUGGCGGCUCCGAUCAAGCGGAAUUCAUCUCGGGCCGUACGGAACCAUCCCCUCAACCGCUAGACUCUCUGCAAUUCAACCCUUGUCAAAAGAGUGAAGGUGAUGCUUCUGGUACGUCAACAGAACAUUAUACUGAUAAUAGAAGUAGAGUAGAAGGGCAGCUGCGCAAAUGCAAGACAAAUACAGGGACAACACGAGCUCCUGUUGAAGAACUAAAGGAGGGGAUAAAGCCAUUGCCUGUCACUCCAAGGGUUCCUGAAGCCUCUGUUCAUAAGGCAACAUUAUCUAAAGCUCGUGGGAAUCAUCUUGGUUUGAUCACUGCCAAUGAAAUUAAUUCUUGCAUUGUGGCUUCAGAAAGUACUCGCAUUUUCUGUUCUAUCAUUAUAGCACUUUCGGUUGUUCUAUCUAACAUCAGUCUUCCUCACAAUAUCAUCAAGUCAAAGAGCACCAUAGCCUCAAGGCCUCUUUAUAUACUCCUGCUAACCGAUGUAACAAUUGUGCUGGUAAGACUGCUUGAAAAGCAAAGGCAUAUUGAGAAGGUUGAGGAACAGAAAAAACUUGGUCCACAGGAAGAUGAGCAAAACUGGGCAGGAGCAGUUAAGAUUCUGGAGAUGGGUUUGGCAAUCUACCAGACAAUACGUGCUAUUUUCAUCGAUUUUAGUUUCUAUACAGUUGUUGUCAUCUGUGGUCUUUCUCUAGUGUAAUUUCUCAAAUGUUUAUGAACACUACCUGCUUUCCAUCUUCAGAGUCUAGUCAGAUAUCUGAUUCCA
Diospyros lotus (date-plum) is the source of this 892-nucleotide messenger RNA. RefSeq lists its product as uncharacterized. The record is from RefSeq and is a predicted model, not a curated record. The transcript has 2 exons. The coding region runs from base 89 to 826 and encodes 245 amino acids. NCBI's taxonomy places the organism in Eukaryota, Viridiplantae, Streptophyta, Magnoliopsida, Ericales, Ebenaceae.